CCUCACACCGGAAGUUGUAUUGCAACAAACAGCGUUAUCUUUAGCCAUUAUUCACACACAAGUUGACCCGCUGUAAACAUUUGAACAUCAUUCGCUCUAAAUACUACACGUAGACAGUAGUUUGUGCAUGCAGAUACACGCGUGAACCUGCACAGGUGUUUCAUGUCUUUAUUCUCAGCUAACUAACGUCAGCGCGGUCUGUUAGCUCGCUCUGUAAACAGCGGCAGUCAUGCAUUUGCCCCCACGUUUAGCACACUGGUUGUUUUAAUGCUCGUCUCCAGCAGGGUUUGAAGAAAGCAUGAUGUCCAAUGAUCUUGCUGGUGUGUGGGAGGUGGCACUGAGUGAUGGGGUCCACAGGAUAGAGUUUGAACACGGCACGACCACCGGGAAGAGGGUCAUCUACGUGGAUGGGAAGGAGAUCCUGAGACGGGACUGGAUGUUCAAACUUGUGGGGAAGGAGACAUUCAGUGUGGGCAAAUCAGACACCAAAGCAACCAUCAACAUUGAUGCAGUCAGUGGUUUUGCCUAUGAGUACACACUGGAGAUCAACGGCAAGAGCUUGAAGAAGUACAUGGAGAACAGAUCAAAGGUCACCAGCACCUGGGUUCUUAACUUGGACGGCAUCGACUGCAGGGUGGUCCUAGAGAAAGACACCAUGGAUAUUUGGUGCAAUGGACAAAACAUUGAGACUGCGGGGGAGUUUGUGGACGACGGCACAGAAACACAUUUCACCCUCGGAGACCACAACUGCUGCGUGAAGGCUGUGAGCAGCGGGAAGAGACGAGACGGGAUCAUUCACACGCUGCUGGUGGAUGGCACGGAGAUAGCCGAGUGCACAGAGUGACUGCGUUUGUGUGUUAACAUGUGUGUUGAAACAGAGAUCUGGUUUGUGCGUGUGACUCUUGGUAUUUUUUGAAGAGUAGAAGUCAUUUAAAGUUAGUGGAGUCAGGGACAAACUGUGCUCCUAUGUUUGGAUGGCCACACUCUGGAGGGUUUAUUAGCCAAAUAUUGACACUCUAAAUGUUAUCCUGUAGAUAAUAUGUACAAGUUGAAGACAGGACCUGCAGUCAAAGAAGUUUUAGAGAGGAUGCAGCCAUAAAUUUCAGCAGGAAAAAAAGGAUUUACUGUCUUAAAAUCUAACUUCACACUGAAAAAGUUUUUUUAAAGUUGUAAACAGGACCUUUAUAUUCAUAUAAAUACGAUAAAUCUCAGUACUGUUAUCAAUAUUGGAGGCCAGAUGUGCCAUAUUUAUCCAGGCUUUGCCCUCCAGUCGUUAACAUGAGCAGCUGGUGUUCUCGUGGCGAUGUCACAAAUAACCUGGCCCAGUAACCCCUGACUCAACCUGUUCUCCCUGCUCUUCGUGCUGGCUUUCUUAAUUUUUCAGUGUUGGACAAUUACAUAACAUUGUAUGAGAUUAUUUCUUGAAUGUAGCAUCAUUCCAACGUGCACUACUCAGGAAUGAUUCCUGUUUAGUCCUGUGUUGAUGUCUUAAAUGGCCUUUGUGUGGUAGGUUGAUAUUAUCGAUAUAAUAUGUAAUUAGCUUUUUGCAGACUGCUGUUGAUGUGUCAAAACAUCCUUGUCUACAAUUUAAUGGCUGUAAUAAGUUCCUUGACAAUCACUCAGAUGUGACAUUAUUGCCAGUAAUAGGUCGUAUACACAGCUCAAGUGAGUUACCUGCUGAUAUCCUGAUAACCUCAGAGAUGUUGGAAUUCCGAUGUGCUGUAUCAGUCUUGUUUUCUGUGUGAAGGCCAGAUGUCGUGGUUACACCGAAUUUAAGCUAAACAUUUUUUAAAAAAUCAUGGUUACAAAUUAAAGAUUGAAAAUGUCAAAUAUCUCAAAUGUUUGUUUAUAUUUUGCAAAGAGAGAUAUUUACUAUUUAUUGUGCGCUGUGGACGACACAGUGAAAACAUUUAAAACACUUUACAUUCACUAUAUUUAUGUGUUUUGAUGAAUUUGAGGUCCAACCCAGUUUUCAAGGUGAGGAAGUGUCAAGGUCAACUGAGGAAACAUCUGCUGACGACUGCAAAAUGCAGUAGAAAGCUCCAGUAGAAGCUACUAAAUGUACCUUGAUUUAAGAUUUCAUUUUCCUUGUAAACUUUCAUACUUGGUAGACUGUGAUUUCUAACAAUUGUGUCGUUGUAUCAUUAAAAUAUAUUUGUACUG
Larimichthys crocea (large yellow croaker) is the source of this 2163-nucleotide messenger RNA. It is a transcript of the gene faima, whose product is annotated as Fas apoptotic inhibitory molecule a. The coding region runs from base 299 to 844 and encodes 181 amino acids. Lineage: Eukaryota; Metazoa; Chordata; Actinopteri; Sciaenidae. The record is from RefSeq and is a predicted model, not a curated record. Gene Ontology annotation, biological process: negative regulation of extrinsic apoptotic signaling pathway via death domain receptors. The transcript is spliced from 4 exons.